Onychostoma macrolepis is the source of this 6362-nucleotide messenger RNA. RefSeq names its product arginine-glutamic acid dipeptide (RE) repeats b (gene rereb). Lineage: Eukaryota; Metazoa; Chordata; Actinopteri; Cypriniformes; Cyprinidae. Bases 471 to 3932 code for a protein of 1153 amino acids. Gene Ontology annotation, cellular component: nucleus. Gene Ontology annotation, biological process: regulation of DNA-templated transcription. Gene Ontology annotation, molecular function: transcription corepressor activity; sequence-specific DNA binding. The transcript has 18 exons. The record is from RefSeq and is a predicted model, not a curated record.
AAGCUGAUCUCCACAGACAGCGGACACGGAGAUGAUCCCAUUAGCGCUGGCUGCAGCGGCACAUGCUCAGUUAUGCUUGUUGAAGGGGAUCUCAGUAGGCUGUGCGUGAACACUGAGGUCAUCGCCUGCGCUGAGGAAAAAAUACUCAGCGCAGCCUCCAUUUUGAGUAGUAUGAAAUAGAGGAAAGCAUAGUUUUGAGCCGCCGCCGCCGCAGCAAACAAACUGUAAACAUUAGCGAAACAGCCUCUGCCAUGGACGACCUGUUCAGUCCGCGAAGGCGUAAUUUUUUUUAGUAUUUACCUGUGGAAUGUUGGCUGCAGUUGAACAGCACACAAGGAGAGAUUCGAGUGGGACCAAGUCAUCAGGCCAAGCUACCUGAAUUACAGCCGCCACCUGCUCAUGGAACAGAGUCUGUCACAGAAAAUGAGGAGCUGGUGUGGGCACCUGGGGUCAAUGACUGUGACCUUCUCAUGUACCUACGGGCUGCCAGGAGCAUGGCAGCUUUUGCAGGGAUGUGUGAUGGAGGAUCAACGGAGGAUGGUUGUCUUGCGGCUUCCCGGGAUGAUACCACGUUAAAUGCUUUAAAUACGCUCCAUGAAAGCCAGUACGAUGCAGCCAAAGCCCUGCAGUGUCUGGUGAAGAAACCAGUUCCAAAACUCAUUGAGAAGUGCUGGUCGGAAGAUGAAGUGAAACGGUUUAUCAAAGGUCUCAGACAGUAUGGCAAAAACUUCUUUAAGAUCCGUAAGGAGCUACUUCCUAGUAAGAAAACGGGUGAGCUGAUCACAUUCUACUACUACUGGAAGAAAACUCCCGAAGCCGUGGCGUCACGACCUCAUCGGCAGCAGAGAAGGCAGCCGGUGUCUCGCAAAGUGAAAACUCGCAACACAACAGCUGCAGCCAAUGCAACAUCUCGCACUUCUUCCAUGGAACUUAGUUCAGCGAGUGAAGAUGAUCUGGACAGUGAGGAUAGUGAGCAGGGUGGCAAAGGUCAAGCCUGCAGUCACUGUCUGACCACUAACUCCAAAGACUGGCAUCAUGGAGGGAGAGACAAUGUCUUGCUGUGCUCUAGUUGCCACUCUCACUUCAGCAAGCAUCGGCGCCUGCCGCCUGUUCCCAAACCAGCAGAUCCACCCUACCUCUUCAAACCUGUCAAAGAAGAGGAAGAGGGAGUUAGACAUGGGAUGAAGACCCGUCGGAGUCGGGUGCCACCACAUAUGUCAUCACUUCGAAGUGGUCGCAACAGACCAACCGGAAGUCCAGACAGGGGCAUGUCUCCCACCCUCGAGGAUGUGCGAUCUAAUGGACAGUCCCCCAGAGCCAGUUCCACUGCUAUGGCAACCAGGGCUUCCAGCUCUGAUAUCAAGAAUGGAGUGGCUGGGAAGACCAACAAGAAGAUAAAAGUAGAGGCAUCUAUAGUAAAGGGUGUGAAAAGACAGAGAGAGUCAGCAGCUCCAGAUGCUGAUGAGCCUGAAAGGAAAAACAUGAAACGACCCAAGAAUCAUGAGGGGCCUGAUUCUCCAUCAGAAGGUGAGGGUGAAGGCGAGAGCUCCGAUAGCCGCAGCGCCAAUGAUGAUGGCAGCAGUGAUACUAAAGACAUUGAUCAGGACAACCGCAGUUCCUCCCCCAGCCUGGCCAGUCCCCUGCAGGCCAACGAAAGCGACUCGGACUCCCCAGCACCGCCCCCUGCACCAGGCCCAAACCCACAAACCCAGCCCCAGCAGCCUGCUGCGACCCCAACAACACAUGCCCCCUCUGAAACACCGUCAUCUCCUCAGCCCUCUCUGCCUGUAUCCUCAUCCGCACCUUCACCUGGAGCUCCUACCACCACCUCGAAGGCACCAUCCGUAGAGGUUUCCCAGGAGGUGCCAUCUCCAACUUCUUUCAGAACUGGUCCCAGGGGACCCGAAACCCCCACCUCUUAUUCAAACUCCUCGUCUCAGCAGGGGCAGUGUCCUGGGCAGGGGCAGUCGUUCCCUGUGCCGCCCCAUUAUCAGCACAAUCCAGGUCAGCUGCAGAAUCCUUCAUCUGGAGCGAAUCAGCCACCAGGGUUUUCUUCCAGACCACUGCACCUUCAAAGAGAGAGCCCUCUUCCUCCUCUUCCCCCUACAGCAGCAUCCCAAAUCAAGCCCCCUCCAACCACUCCAAUUCCACCUUCUCACAAGCAGCCCCCUCACCUUUCUGCACCUCCACCCCAUUUCCUGCAGAUCCACCCCAAUCUGCCUCCACCUCCUGCUCUAAAACCGCUUGCUUCCCUGCCCUCACAACACUUGCCUUGUUCCCAGCCUCCUCCAUUGCAUAUAAUUCCACAAAAUCACCCCGCUCAACCUUCCGUUCUGACUCAGUCGCAGAGCCAGCAGGUCAAAGGUCAUACUAAUAGUGCCCCUCCAGCUGCAGCUAGUUCUCACCCAUUGCUUCCCCAAAAUCGUCCUGCUACGGAAUCCACUGCUUCAUUCCCUCUGUACGCUUCUCCCAUCCCUGCCCAUCAGCCCUCCACAUCCUCCUCAGCAAGCACUCCAGUCGGACAGGCUCAUAUCAAAGAGGAGCCAAUUGAUGAGGAGGAAGAGUGCGAUAGUCCGCCUCCCCCUCGCAGAAGUCCCUCUCCUGUACCGACAGUGGUUGACAUACCCAGUCAUGCAAGUCAGUCAGCAAGAUUCAUCAAACACCUCAACCGAGGUUACAACUCCUGCUCUCGCACAGACCUGUACUUCACUCCACUGGCCUCUUCAAAACUGGCCAAAAAACGAGAGGAAGCUGCUGAAAGAUCCAGAAGAGAAGCAGAGCUGAGCGCUCGACAGGGACGAGAGAGAGAAAGAGAAAGAGAGCGUGAGAGGGAAAGAGAAAGAGAGCGGGAGCGAGAAAGGGAGAGAGACUCUGAUAAAGCCUCUCGUGCUUCAAGCUCAUCCCAUGAUGGCCGAAUAGGUGACCACCUGCUAGCUGCCCAUGUGCAACCAGGCCGUCCGCCAUUCGAACCUCCUCCCCCCACCACCGUGGCUGCAGUUCCACCAUAUCUCGGCCCUGACACUCCAGCCCUCCGCACACUCAGCGAGUACGCCCGCCCCCACGUCAUGUCGCCCAGCAACCGCAACCAUCCUUUCUUCAUGUCACUUGGGCCCGGCGAGCACCUGCUAGCUUAUCACAUGCCAGGGCUGUACGCAGCAGACCCAGCCCUUCGAGAGCGAGAGCUUCGUGAACUUCGAGAGAGAGAGAUCCGAGAAAGAAUGAAGCCCGGAUUUGAGGUGAAACCGCCGGAGCUGGAGAACCCACUUCAUCCAUCGGCAAAUCCCAUGGAGCAUUUUGCCCGGCAUGGAGCACUGCCUCUGCCUCAUGUGGCUGGGCCUCACCCCUUCGCCCAGUUCCACCCAGCCAUGGAGCGCAGCAUAGCGGCACCCCCUCGGCCGGAAAUCAGCUACGCUGAGCGUUUGACAGCUGAACGGCUCCAUGCUGAAAGGAUGGCCUCUGUUGCUGCUGGUGACCCUGUUGCACGGCUACAGAUGCUCAAUGUUACACCACACCACCACCAGCACUCACAUAUACACUCCCAUCUUCAUCUGCACCAACAGGACCCUCUCAAUCAAGGCCAAGGGCCUCAUCCUCUGGUGGACCCAUUGGCUGCUGGCCCCCCUCUGGCACGAUUCCCCUACCCACCUGGUGCCAUCUCCAACCCCCUACUCAGUGAGUUACCCCAUGAGCAUGAAAUGCUCCGCCACCCUCUGUUUGGAACACCAUUCCCCAGAGAGUUACCAGGACCCCUGGCUCCUAUGUCAGCUGCGCAUCAGUUGCAGGCGAUGCAGGCACAGUCAGCAGAACUGCAGAGGCUGGCACUGGAGCAGCAGUGGCUACAUGGACAUGCACACUUACAUAGUGCUCCUCUCCCCAGCCAAGAAGACUACUACAGUACAUGUUGUUCUGUUGUCUCUUUGACAGCCGUCUGAAGAAAGAGGGAGACAAGCAGUCCUGAAAUGAACAAAUCCUCCACUGUGGAUUACAGAGAGAUUCUGUGUUCAGGGUAUCAGACCUUAUAUUUCAGAAAACCCAGCGUGGGUUUAUCCCUGUUUUGGCACUUAUAAACCUUUGACCGACUCCUUUGUGCUAUAUGAAAUAACUAGCCUUUUGGAGCACACUGAAUUUUCUUUCCUUGCAUGAACACUAUUUAGAAAUUUCUGUAAUGUAGAAGUUUCUGUAAUAAAUGAAAUUCCCAUGUAACGUCAUUAUUGUGCUAAAAGCACAAUAUUGUAGAUUUACUAAGUAUUUGAAAAGUGCUGUCCAAUAUCCAGAGUUUAUCACAAUUUAGUUUCAAAGUUUAUUGAAACACUCGUUUUAAGAUUGUAAAUAUUAUAUGUUUAAAAUAAUAUAUUAACUGUUGAAAUUUAAAAGUUGCAAUGAUAGAUUUGGAUACAAAAACUUCAGAUGACCUGUGUGCAAGAAAUGCAUGCUUUACAUACUCUGUCCUUCCCUUUCUCUGACAGCCUCUUCAUCUAUACCUCAGAGCGCUCAUCAAUAUACAGUAAACCCCACAUUUAGUAAACUCCACAAUACCUUAUUCUUUCAGCAGUUUAGCUUUUUUAAUUUAAUAAUGUAGACCAAAUUCAGGCUGAGUAUUAGUAUGAUGACUGUAGUGUUGUCUAGCUCUGCAGAACAGUCGCUUCACUGCCAUGGUCAUACGAUGCUGUGGAAGACCGAUCAGGCCGACAGUCUCGUGCUUGCAGUGUUUAAGGACACAAUUUGAUAGAGCAGGUCAGUUCCUGGGUCAACCCUACUUGGCACAGAAGUUUAGGAUGUUCAUUUAUAAAGAGGGACCUGCACUUAGCAAUAAAAUGCAUAUGGCAUAUUUGAUGGUAUCCUCACUACCAGCUUCAAUCCUAGCAUGUGCACUCAGCCAAUUAAACAACUGGGCUACUGCUGAGUAAGUUACCUUUUCAUAGUCAGGCUGGUUGGGAAAGAGCACAGCAUUCUCACAAUAAGGUGAAAUUCAUUAUAAACACAAUAGAGAGAGAAAGAGUAAUAUUGUGAUGGUUUAAUGCAAUACAAGUGUAUUGUUGUGCACUACUAUUAAUUGUUAAAAUAACAAUAGAAUACAUGAAAUGGAGUGCCAUCGUUUUGAAGAGUGUUAUCUGUUAAUGCCGUUAUUGUGGAACUUUGAUGGGUCUUUUUUUUUUUUCAAAACUGCCAAAAAGUCAUUAUUUUCUUCGAGUUGACACUAAACAUUUGUACUAGCAUUUUACAACGUAUAUGGAUAUUUUUAAUGGGAAAUAUUUUCUCAUUUUAGUAUCCAUGUCUUUAUGCAUACUUGUCUUCACAUGCACAGUAUUGUUUGGUUGCAAAUACCUUAUAGUUGGAAUUUUUUUUUCAAAACUUUCAUUUGAAUGAUAAAUGCAUGCAUAUUACAAACAGCUUGAAUCAUUUUUACUCAUCCAUUAACACAUGAACUCAGAUCUUUGAAUUUUUUCAUCAGUAAAUUUUCUUUUAGUAAUAUAUUAACUUGUUUUUUGUAAGCAUAAUUUUUGAGGCUGUUUUAUAUACAUUUAUCACACUGUCGUCAAUCUUUGCUUUUGUGUGAUAGAAAUAUUUGACAUUAAGCAGCUGUCAUAUUUUUCUGGCACUUUCUGAUACCUCCUUGACUUCCAACUAUAUUUUAUGUGCAAAUUUAUAUUCUUCAUGACGUGCUCAAAUCAGUUUCUUCACUGAAAAACUAUAUGAACUUUUUUUUUAAGCUUUGGCCGCAUGAUGUUUUUGCAUUUAAUAGAUACAUCUAGAGUGAUUAUCAUUGAAAAUGUUUUUUAUAUGUACACUGCAAAAUAGUUUACUUGUGAAUUACAUAAAUAUGUAUAGCACAGCUUGAGUCCUGAAUAUAACUGACGCAAAACUUACCAGUUGUCAUUUCUGGUCCAUAUCAACAUAAUAUCUAAAGCAAUAUAUGUCUUCUAACUGAACAAGUGUUUGUACGGAAAAAAAACUAAUGUUUCCUCCUUUGCUUUGUAUGCUUUUCUUUAACAAAAUUGUCCUUUGAUAAGUUAUUUAUUGAUUGAACACCUAUUUUGUAACCUGAAUAUAUUAAACAUGAAAAUAUUAGACUGUUAGUAAAUAUGGAAUACAAUCUAAUAUGUGUAUUUACUAAAGUGUUUGUUGUGAAUUUGUGCAAAAUUAACCCUUUCCUGUACACUGGCCCCUUGUGAGAAAUCCUCAGAAAGCUCUAAUACUAGAUUUUUAUGGUUCAUCCUUCUUUUACGUAUCGCCGCAAGUACUGGAUUGCAGAUAUCGCGCUCACGUUUGCCAGAAGAGCUGAGAAAUAAUAGAGGGAAAAAGGAUCAUGUUACUUUUGUGUGCUCAUAUUAUCUGAAUAAAUUGCCUAAUUUAAUAUGUAA